GAAACUAUUCGUUUAUUGCCUCCUUGGCCUUGUGUAUUUCAUAUAUACACACGCCCCAUUGAAGAGAUGGAUACUGUACACUUACAUCCUUCAUACACCGAAUUCUACGGCCAGCCGGUGAAGAGACACCGGCUGGAUGCCAACCAUCUGCCCAACAGGGCACAGAAUCAUCUAUGGACACAACAUGUCCAUCGGGUUGCGUAUGGCUACCCAUCAAGCCAACCUCGACCAUCACCGGGCAUCCGAUCGCCAAAGCCCAAGAGAUCCACCUUCCCACUGCACUUGGUGCAAGAGAUCUUCCUCACAUGGGAGAAGGUGGAUCUAGAAGACCCUGAAGAGAUGCCGGAGGAGCUCGAGAUCAUACUUCCGGUUCAAAUGUCGGAUCCAGAGAGCCCGGCGAGGGAGAGCGUCUUUACAGAGGUGAUGGACGUGUCGUGGUGUCCGCCAGAAGAGGUGGAAGCUGGUGGCAUGGAGAAGGAACCCGUGGCAAAGGUCGAAAGAAUAUUUGAUGAAGAUGAAGCUAUUCGAUGUUCUUGUGUAGAUGUAGAUCAGGGCGGUCGGAGAACCUGCCCGAAAGGAGGCCAGGUCGGCCCACCUGCCGCCGCUCCAAAGGCAACGUGA
Messenger RNA from Aspergillus wentii DTO 134E9, 621 nucleotides. RefSeq lists its product as uncharacterized. NCBI's taxonomy places the organism in Eukaryota, Fungi, Ascomycota, Eurotiomycetes, Eurotiales, Aspergillaceae. The coding region runs from base 67 to 621 and encodes 184 amino acids. The transcript is spliced from 3 exons. The record is from RefSeq and is a predicted model, not a curated record.